Messenger RNA from Solanum stenotomum, 519 nucleotides. RefSeq lists its product as uncharacterized. NCBI's taxonomy places the organism in Eukaryota, Viridiplantae, Streptophyta, Magnoliopsida, Solanales, Solanaceae. The record is from RefSeq and is a predicted model, not a curated record. The coding region runs from base 1 to 519 and encodes 172 amino acids. The transcript has a single exon.
AUGGAGAAUGAACAUGAUGAUACAUCAUGUUUAAGGACUAGACGUAAAACAUCGUCGAGUCUAUCAUGUUGCUUCAUUAAUAGCCAUCGUCGUUCGGACCUGUUAAUUGAGUCUUCGCCAAGUCCUUCGAGAUUCUCGUCCUGUUGGUUCCGUAACAAAAUAAAACAUGAUCAUAAUUCGCCGGAGAUUAGAGGAAAAUGUAAGAGCUUCAUCCAUCGUAUGGGUAGACAUCGUCGCCAUGUAUCGGCAGAUUUUAGCUAUGAUCCCCUUAGUUAUGCUAUGAACUUUGAUGAUGAUGAUGAACCUUACGAGGAAUUUCCUGCAAGGAACUUUGCAGCAAGAUUGCCAUUAUCUCCUCCUUCCAAAGACAAAAUACCAAUCACCAAUAUGCAGAGUAAAAGCUUUAAAUUGCCAGACCGAAGGUCACGAGCCAUACAAGACGUAAGGAGAAGCCUUGAAAUGCCAAUCACUCAAGUAAACAAUGCCAUUUUAACAGAAGAUGCAAAAAACACCUUUUGA